GUUUGUUUCAAAGGAAGAGUCUGGGCCGAGCCGCGGCCGCCGUGCGGAGACCCGGGGCUCAGCCAGGAGAGCAUACUGACACGAGAAAGGAGAGGCUGCUGGGAACUCCGGGAUCCCCUCUUCCCCCUCCCCUCCACCACCGAGCGCCCAGGAGAGGGCGCCCGAACCGGAAGACCUGGAGAGGAGGGGAAGCCUAUUGUGAUCGGUCCGUGGCGGUGGCCGCAGGCAGCGGCCAGGUCGUGGCAGCGAUAAUUCUUCAUUAACUGCUAACGAGCCAGCCAGCUAGAUCAUUCAAGAUGAGGCGAAAAGGACGUUGGCAUAGGGUUUCUGCCCCCAGAUCAUCUACUUCACCGUGUAGUAUUAAACAUUCUCCUACAAGGGAGACCUUGACUUAUGCCCAGGCACAAAGAAUGGUUGAGAUUGAAAUAGAAGGUCGAUUGCACAGAAUAAGUAUAUUUGAUCCUCUGGAUAUUAUUUCUGAUGAUGAUCCUACUGCUCAAGAAAUAAGUGAAUGCAAUAGCAAUAAAGAAAACAGCGAACAACCACCCCAGGUUUGUUUACGGUCUAAAAGGCAUAAAGCAAGUAAUGGGAAAAAGAAAAGUGAAGUUCUUCCAACCACUCAUGGACAUGCUACCACCAGCACUCUCCCAGAGCCCAAAGUCCGUGUUGUAGAAUGUAGUCCCCCAUCUGCUCCCAAUAGGCCUGCUGCAUACUACACAUUUCAGGAAAAGUCCUCAGAAGAGCUGGAUAAGGAAGUGGAGUACGACAUGGAUGAAGAGGAUUAUGCGUGGCUAGAAAUGGUUAACGAGCGACGAAAAAGUGAUGGUUUCUCUGUAGUUUCUCAAGACACAUUUGAAUUCCUUAUGGACCGGUUUGAAAAAGAAUCUUAUUGUGAAAACCAAAAGCAAGGAGAUCAGCAGUCAUUAAUUGAUGAGGAUGCUGUGUGCUGCAUUUGCAUGGAUGGAGAAUGUCAAAAUAGUAAUGUUAUCUUGUUUUGUGAUAUAUGUAAUUUAGCAGUACAUCAAGAGUGUUAUGGUGUGCCAUACAUACCAGAAGGACAGUGGCUCUGCAGGCAUUGUCUUCAAUCACGGAAUACAGCUAUUGAUUGCGUGUUGUGCCCGAACAAGGGAGGUGCCUUUAAAAAGACUGAUGAUGAUCGAUGGGGUCAUGUUGUUUGUGCGCUCUGGAUACCUGAAGUGGGAUUUGCAAAUACUGUUUUUAUUGAACCAAUUGAUGGUGUACGUAACAUUCCCCCAGCGAGAUGGAAACUAACUUGCUACCUCUGUAAGCAAAAAGGUGUUGGUGCCUGCAUUCAGUGCCAUAAGGCUAACUGUUAUACAGCUUUUCAUGUAACGUGUGCCCAGAAGGAUGGAUUGUACAUGAAAAUGGAGCCUGUGAAGGAAGUGACAGUCAGUGGUACAACAUUCUCUGUAAAAAAGACAGCAUACUGUGAUGCACAUACUCCGUCAGGGUGUAUGAGGAGGCCAAUAAAUAUUUAUGAAGAGCCUGAAUCUAAAAAUGGCAUUUGUAGAAAAGGCUCUGAUAAACCCAUCAGAUCAACGUCUAAAGUUAGGAGGAAAGCUAAGAAAACAAAAAAGGCUCUGACUGAAACCUGUGCAAUAAUACCAAGUGUCAGUGUACCAGAUAUUCCACUUCAAAGAAUAAAUAAAAUAACAAACCAGGUUUCUAUACAGCGAAAGAAGCAUUUUGUUGAGAGAGUGCACAGUUACUGGCUACUGAAGAGACUUUCAAGAAAUGGUAUUCCUUUACUGAGACGAUUGCAAUCCAGCUUACAGUCGCAGAGAAAUAUACAACAGAGAGAUGAUGAUGAAGAAGUUCAGUCCUUAAAAAAGAAAUUAAAGUACUGGCAGCGGUUAAGACAUGACCUUGAAAGAGCAAGAUUAUUAAUUGAACUCAUCCGAAAACGGGAAAAGUUAAAACGCGAACAGGUAAAAGUGGAGCAGGUUGCUAUGGAGCUACAGCUGACACCACUGACUGUGCUCCUACGAUCGCUACUAGAACAACUACAGGAAAAGGAUCCUGCUCAUAUAUUUGCUCAUCCUGUUAAUCUUUCAGAGGUUCCUGAUUACAUGGACCACAUAAAACAUCCUAUGGAUUUCUCUACAAUGAAGAAACGGUUAGAAGAUCAAAGAUACAGAAAUUUGAAUGAGUUUGAAGAAGACUUCAAUCUCAUUAUUGAAAACUGCAUGAAGUAUAAUGCCAAGGAUACAAUCUUCUUUCGAGCAGCAAUUCGGUUGCGAGAUCAGGGAGGAGUAGUAUUGAGACAAGCUAGACGUGAUGCGAAUACCAUUGGUUAUGAUGAUCAAACGGGAAUGCAUUUGCCAGAGCCACCAAAAAUUGAAACUCCCCCACAGUUUUCAUGGGAAGAUGUUGAUAGACUACUGAAUCCUAAUAACCGUAUGCAUAUGGCUUUGGAAGAACAGCUGAAAGAGUUGUUGGAGAAACUGGAUUUGACGUUUGCGAUGAAAUCAAGUGGCUCUAGAAGUAAACGAUUAAAGCUACUCAAAAGAGAGAUUAACAACAUCCGUCAAUUGCUAUCGCAACAGCAUGUACAGCCUCCACAAAUAGAAUCUGGUAUUGGAAGCUUUGAAGAGGAGAAUGGAUCAAUAGUGGAAAAUGAUGGUGAAGAAGAUGAUGGAGAUAAAUCUCCCCCUAAACUUGAACCAUCUGAUGCGUUACCUCUACCUUCAAACUCGGAGACUAAUUCAGAACCACCAACCCUCAAACCAAUAGAACUCAAUCCAGAGCAGAGUAAGCUAUACAAAAGAGUCACAUUUGAUAAUGAAUUACAUAGUACUACUGUUCAGGAUGAAAUGGUAAAUGGACACAAUUCAGAACAUUUACUUAAGGACAGUAAUCUCAGUGAUUCUACAGAUUGUGAAGUAGCGGAAUCAUCAACUGAUGUAAACAGACGUACAUCUAUUCUCUUCCGCAAAUCAAAAAGUGUAAGCCCCCAAAAGCCUGCAAAGAACAAUGAAACACAGCCAACUUCACCACAGAUAGGGACCAAAACCUUUUUGUCUGUAGUCCUUCCAAGGUUGGAAACCCUUCUGCAACCAAGAAAGAGGUCAAGGAGCACGUGUGGAGAUUUAGAGCUUGACGAUGAGUCCCCUGUGAAACGUUUGGAUACAGUGCCACAGGUCUAUCAAGAAGGGGCCUGCAUCGCUGCUGGGGCUGGAAACGUUUGAUGAAAGGGCCUGAUGGAGGCUGAUGGGACUUGUACAGAAAGACAAGCUGCAGUCAGUUAACUAACUGCAUAAAUCAGUGAUACCUAAAGAGGCUAAUCAGAAUGCAUAUAUCUUACCUUGGCAUGGAUGGUUUAUGGCUGCUGACGACCCAGCAAAUUUCUGCUCCUGACGCUGAAAAUCAAAAAUAUGCAGUUGUAAUGAGCUGAGGAACACAGACACUCGAGGUUUGGUGUGAAAAUUUGUCCAGUCAUAUGAAUCCUGGGUUGAAGGUGUUGCAAGGACCAGAAUAUAGCAAAAUCACAACUCCAUGGAUCCAUGCUGUUGUGAUUUAACAAUACUGAUUGAAGAUAGUGCUGUCAUCUUGUUGGCUUUGGCCCACAUAUACUGUAGUGCCUUAAUGCAAAGAGAGCAAUGUUUAAAUGCUAUAGGAUAUUUUUACAAUUGCUAUUAAUUGUCAUAAAGUGGUCAGUCACCAUGUAUGUAUGUGAACAAAUGAUGCUAACAUCACACAAAGUGACAUUUAGAUUGGUCCACUAUUCAAAUGUAUCACCACACAUUCCAAUAUCAUUUUUUCUGUACACUUAAGUCGUGGUGAGGAGCUCCUAACACAGAAGACCUUUUUAUCAGAUUUUUGCUGCACCAAAAAGUAGAUUUCACUGUAAACACCCAGUUGGCCAAGAAUGUAAAGUAAGCUGUGUAUAAAAUGACAAUACCAAAGAAGUAAUAGACUAAAUAUCUAGUGACUAAUGGUUUGUUAAAAGCAUUAGCUGUGUCCCACAGUGUAACCCAGAAGCAUUCCAAGAUACCAGUGUUCACUUGACCACUUUGUAUAUGUAAGGAAAAGGAAGCUCAAAAGACCCAAUUAGAAGGGGUGUUUAGAGUGUUUCUUCUGAUUGGGGCUUUUAUUACUUUUCCUUGCGUUUACUGCCAACCAUAAAUAUACGGUUGUUUUUUAGAUUCAUUGUUCUGUCCUUAUCUUACAUUACAACCUUUGCAUUUAAGAACCCUUUCUGUAUACACUUUGUAUAUGUGUAAAUUGUGUGUUAGUUGAAACUGCCAAUGGAGAUUUUCACUUGAUAUGGAGGUUGUAGCAUUAAAACAAUGCAGCUCUCAACUGCCAGUAGAAGUGGGUAUGGAGUCACCGUAACCAGCUGGUUUAUCCAGAUGCCUGUUAGUGAGCAUUAUUAGCAGCUUAAGGCCAGUGGGUAACCAGCCUGAACAUUAUGUAGUUUCUGAUUAUACUUUAGUGUCAUGCUUUGUCAAUAUGGUUUAUUCUUAAAAUACUUUUAUUUUAGUUCAGAUUCGCUUCCAGAAAGGAUUAUCACCUGCUUAAAAUAAAGCAAUUGAUACACACCUAAUGGUGUGUAAUAUACAAGAGGACUGAGUGUAAGUUUGGAGGUAAGGUUCAGGAUAGCCAUAAGGAUUAAUGUUUUACUAGUUAAAGAUAUUUUACUACAGUUAUUUCAGGUGUUCUGGGAUUUAUGCUUAUGGAAGGCUUGCUUUGUGACUAUUUGGUUAGAUGGCUGGUCUAUUUCACCAGGUAAUUCUGUGUAGUGAUCAUAACACAAUGAUUGAUUACUACGUCACAAGUAGCCCCAAUGCAUUGUGAACAGCUGAAGUGAUAGUCAGUCAGCCAUAUUGGCUAACUUAUAUUUUUAUAUUUGUUUGUUACAGAGAAUUAGACUUAAAUAUAGAAUGUAGAACACUGUUGGUACGAAUUAAUUUCGCAGUAAUAAGUUGAUAAAUUUAUUCUGAUAAUGCUAUUGUUUUCUUGCACAUAUAUAAAUUUGUGUGCAGCAACUACUUCUGUAUUGCAGAACUACAGUCCAGUGAAAUGUUUGGUGCCUUAUAAAUGUUGAUAUAGAACACAAAGGGAAGAAUUCAAUUGUUUUGCGGGCCCGAUCUCCCGUCUAAAGUGACGGGAGAUCGCGGAGCGCAAUACAGGAUUUUUGUUUGUUUUUUUACCACCCAGACAAGUUGGGUUUAGCCAUGUAAAGUGGCUAAACCCGACCAAACUAAUGGGCGUAACGCGAAAAGUCCCGUUUGAGUACUUAAAUUGGUCACUUUCCGCACAUUUCAGCUCACCACCCGAGUUAGCGAAAAUAACAAUUGAAUUCCCCCCUUAGAGAUUUAUGAAACUGAAUUGCACUGCUGUUAAGGGUUUUGUUUUCCUCUUUACAUUGUUAUGUAAGUUACAUGUGUUAAAGCAUCACCUUUUAGAUUUUCCUUUAGCAAUCACUUGUUUUUUUUUUUUGUUAUAUAAAGAAAACAUUAGUAAUGUUUUUGUGCGCCUGCGUGGCCCAUCAACUACCUCUUUCUAUAUUUGUAUAUUUUCAUCUACAGAUAUGUCAGUAUGUUAAUGUGAACAAAUAUUAAGUAAACUGUAAAUAAAGGUUUUAAAAAUGUACAAUUUUGUUUAAAAGUGAAAUCCUUUCACAAAUGUCAAUAAAAUUUUUUUUCCAAGA
Messenger RNA from Pseudophryne corroboree (corroboree frog), 5674 nucleotides. RefSeq names its product bromodomain containing 1 (gene BRD1). Gene Ontology annotation, cellular component: MOZ/MORF histone acetyltransferase complex. Gene Ontology annotation, biological process: regulation of transcription by RNA polymerase II. The transcript has 9 exons. NCBI's taxonomy places the organism in Eukaryota, Metazoa, Chordata, Amphibia, Anura, Myobatrachidae. The record is from RefSeq and is a predicted model, not a curated record. Gene Ontology annotation, molecular function: protein binding. Bases 297 to 3209 code for a protein of 970 amino acids.